Molecule: messenger RNA, 2268 nt
Organism: Eriocheir sinensis (Chinese mitten crab)
Lineage: Eukaryota; Metazoa; Arthropoda; Malacostraca; Decapoda; Varunidae
Product: protein FAM9A-like
Exons: 7
Coding region: 706-2067 (453 amino acids)
Source: RefSeq, a predicted model, not a curated record
UGUCGCUGGGUGCCGGUGGGGGAGGUUGUUCUGCGCCGCCUGGUCCGUGUGUGAGACUUCCAAUUUCCACUCUUUGGGGACGGGAAAAGUUAGGGAAAAGUUCUUGGGGAGGGUGAAGGAAGAGUGUGUGGGUGCGUGCGUUCGUGUGGGUGUGUGUGUGGGUGGGUGCUCCGUGGAUUACAUCUCUUCCAUCUCUCACCUGUACGCCUCUCCUCCCCCCUCUCGGACAGAGUGCGUCAGUGAGGAGGACCGCAGGUGGCUGACGAUCUGCUUCUAGCCAGUUGCCACGUUGGGAGUCGCACCUUUCACCUUACAUCACCCAUAGGUCCCGGAUGGUGACCCGCCCCGUCGUGGGGGUCAGGGGCCCCCUCGACACCCCUGGCGUCCCGGGUCACCCCCUGGGGCACCCGUAGAGCCUGCGGGGGGCCACGGGGCCGCCGCCGCCGCCAGCAACACUACAGCAUCGUCACCGCCGCCAUGACAUCACCAGCGGAUGUUGGUGUAGACGGCUGACAUCACCGUCACCACCGCCGCUGCCGCCGCCGCCGCCGCCAGUUUGCCGCCGCCGCCGUGCCCCGAGGAUGGCCCUGCGGCGGCGCCUGUGGUAGUGCUGCGUGGCCGUGCUGGGGGGCGAGCAGCGGGGGGCAGCAGGGGGGGCGGGGGAGCCGGUAGAGGUGCCGCGCCACCGCCGCCGCCGACGCCACGAUGCCCAACAUGAACCUGAAGAAGCUGUGGCGCAAGAAGACGGUCACGCUGACGGAGUACGACCCGACCUACAAGGUGGUCUACCUGGGCAACGUGCUCACCGGCUGGGCUAAAGGCGAGGGGUGUGUUGACAAGCCGCUGGCAACACUGUGGAGGAACUAUUGCCAGAGUAACAGACAGGACAUCGCCAUGAAGGUGACCAUAUGCGGCGCGGGGCUGCGGGCGGUGACGCGGGAGCACGGGCUGACGGAGUACUGGGCCCACCGCGUCACGUACUGCGCCGCGCACCCCGCCUACCCCCGGGUGUUCUGCUGGGUGUACCGCCACGAGGGACGCCGCCUCAAGCAGGAGCUGAGGUGCCACGCCGUGCUGUGCCCCAAGAACACCAAGGCAGAGGCCAUGGCGACGCAGCUCCGAGUUCGUCUGGCCGCUGCUCUGCAAGAAUUCCGCCGCGAGAAGGUGGUGCGGCAGAACGCGAGACUGUCCCUCAUGCACGCCCUCUACGACUCCGCCUCCAUCCCUCGCCGCAAGCUGCUCCUCUCCACCGGCGGCUCCAACUACCGGCCGCCGCUAGAACGCUCCAAGAGUGCCCCGAAACUAGGCGCUAUUGAGGAGAUACUCGAGGAGGAGGAGGAGGAGGAGGAGGAGGAAGAGGAUGGGAGUGAUGGCGAGGCUGCGUCCGUGCAUCUACAACCCGGGGCGGAUGUCGGGGGUUCAAGCACCGUUUCAGACACCACAUCUGACAUUCUCAUGGAUUAUGACUCAGAGAGCGAGGCGGCCAGUGGGGGCAGGGAGACGUGUGUGCUGGAGGAGGAGGACGAGGAGGAGGAGGAGGAAGAGGAGGAGGAGGAGGAGGAGGUGUCUCAAGAGGAGGUGAAGGUCAAGGAAGGAGGGGGCACUCGAACGGGUCAAAUCCAGAAGUGUGAGGUCAAUGCGUAUGACUCUGACCUCAUGUACUGCCCCGCCCCGCCCUUGCCGACGCUGGAGUCCGUGGAGGAGGCCGCUGAUGACGAUGAAGGGCGGUGCGGCAGCGACACACACGAGGACGAGGAGGACGAGGCAGCCAGCGACCUAGGACUCCUGGCAACACUGGCGCGGGAACUGACCCUAGCGCCCCCUGGUGAAGAGUCCUUGACCUCUGACCAGCCAGAGUCCUUAGGGUCACACUGCGAUUCCUGUGGGUCGUCGUGUGGGGCGUGCGAAGCGGGGAGCGAGCAGGAUGACCCCCCGCACACACACCACCACCACCACAUCAUUGAGACGGGGGACGGAGGGGGCAAGAUGGCGGCCAGGCUAGACGGGGACAACAUCAGUGAGGAAAGUGGGUAUUCGGAGGACAAGGACUCCCUGCAGAACCUUUAGGAGGAGGAGGAGGAAAAGAGAGAAGAGGAGAAAAAUGGAAACUGGGAGGGUCACGAAAUAUAUCUGUAGGUGAAGGAAUAAAAGAGAAAAGAGGAAAAGGAGAAAGAAAAGAUGGAAAAGAAAGGAAAACAAGAGGGUCACUAAAUUUGUCUAUGGGUGAAGGAGAAGGGAGAGGAGGAAAAGAAAGAAAAGAAAGAAAAG